AUGGCCCGCAACUUCCCCGAAGACACAGAACGAGCUAUUCGAAGUCGCGUCGGCUCUCAGUUCGCUGAUCACGAGCUCAACGAGCUCCGCGGGCAGAUCGAGAACGGCCACACAACUCAAUCAACCCAACAAGCUAGCAAGCAGACAUCUGCACCACCUUUGCUCGCAUGCAUGCCCCGCACCAUCUUCAUGGUCAGAUAG
Penicillium brevicompactum is the source of this 201-nucleotide messenger RNA. RefSeq lists its product as uncharacterized. NCBI's taxonomy places the organism in Eukaryota, Fungi, Ascomycota, Eurotiomycetes, Eurotiales, Aspergillaceae. The record is from RefSeq and is a predicted model, not a curated record. The coding region runs from base 1 to 201 and encodes 66 amino acids. The transcript is spliced from 3 exons.